CCAAGCGCUGAGAUGCGUGGCUCCCCAUGGCUUGGCACAGCCAAACACAGGGUGCUGGGUGGGGUGGGUGAGGGCUGCUCCUGCCUACAGCCCACACCCCACAGCCCUCUCUCCCCACGCCCCACACCCUCUGUUUGGCAGCACACCGCUGUUAAUGUUUAACCCGUGGUGCCAAUCGGCGGCAGGUAGCGGCCGCAGCGCUCCUGGGGGGCCACGUCCUGCCAUGCAGCAGGCAGGUAAUGCUGGGGACAGCAGCAGCUGGGCGGGGUGGGGGUCCCGAGUGUUAACAGGACGGGGAUGGAGCUGUAGCAGCUGGCAGCUGGGCUGUGUGCACCCUGCAGAGGAAACUGAGGCACGAGGGCUGGGAUUGGGAUCCUUGCUGGGGGCUCAUCCUGGUUCCCCAGUCCAGCAGCACGGCCACCUCCGGGGGGUCCCAUCGCCGUAGCCCCCUCUGGAAGACGAUGGCUGAGCCCACCCCCCCCAGCAAUGAGAAGGGACCGUGGGACGAUGCUGCUGGGCAGGAUGCGUUCUGGCAGAGCUUUGCCCACGUGAAGUCGUGGCCAGGACUGCUGCGGGUGCUGGGGGGGCUGCAGCUGCUGUGUGGGGGGAUGGCCUUCAUCUGCGUGUGCGCUGACAUCCCGCGGGGCCACAGCGCUUACAGCAGCGAGCUGCUCCUCGGGGGGGGCCUGGGGGUCUCUCUGACCCCCUUCGUGCUGGCGGUGCUCGGCCUGGCCUGGCUGCUCACCGCCCUCCUGCUGGGGCUGGGGGUCACCGCCCGCCACCACCGCGUCCUCCUGGGGGUCACCUGGUGGCCCCCCAUGGAAGCGGGGCUCCACGUGCUGCUCUUCCUGCUCUGCCUGGCGGCGGCGGGGGCUCACAUUCACACCGUCACUCUGGGUGGGCUCUGCUCCUCCCCGCUGCUUGGCAGCCCCCUCCUCACCCAGCUCUGUCUUGUGGAGGGGGGUCAGGCAGCCGCGCUGCUCUUCCUCUUCCUCACGGCGCUGCUCUACCUGGCCGGCAGCGCCGUGGCUCUCAAAGUGUGGCACGAGGUGGCCCGGUGGCACCGGGGGGCUGCGGUGAUUCCCUGUAGCCCUGAGGACAGCCUGCAGCCUGCGGGGGCCUCGUGUCCCCCAGUUUGCGUCCUGAAGCCUCUGCUGGUCCCAGCCAAGCGUGUCGUCUUCGAGGAUGAGGUGGGGACGGCGAGGAGACCCCCACGGAGGGCUGGGGUCACCACCACCGAAGAUGGCGAGCAGCGGGGGGGGUCGGGCUCAGUGCCCCCCGGGCUCGUGCCACAGCCACGCAUCAUCCCUGAUUACGUGGUGCGGUACCCAGCAAUCCGGAGCGCACGGCAGCGGCAGCAGUACGGAGCUGUGUUUGCAGAUCAGCACGCAGAGUACCGGGAGCUGCAGGGGGAACUGAAAGCAGAGCAGUGCGGGGAUGCUGUGUGCCACCUGCAGCGACCUGUGGGCACGGUGGGGGUCUGGGUUGGAUUUUGCAUUUGGACCAGCACGCUUGGGGCCCUCCCUGGUGCUGCAUGGCUGUGGGCGGCUGUGGGAUCCCGGUGCUGUGCGUGGGGGCUCUCAGGGCUCAGUGUGUCCCACUGCCAGGAUUUGGCCUUCGUGGCAAAGCGGCAGCGCUGCCUUUACCUGAAGGAGAAGCUGACACACAUUAAGGCACAGAUCCACGAAUACGACCGCAGCAGCACCGCCCGCUUCUGAGCGGGGAAGGAUGGAUGGGGACCCCCCACCCCCCCCGCCCCAAAUCCCUGGGGACACCGUGGGGCUCAGUGCUGGGGUGAUGCCACUAUGGGCACCCACUGCCCGCCUGCUGCAUUGCGACCACCCGGGCAAAGGGAGCAAAUGUGGGGCUUCUGGGGGUCUCUGGUGGCUCUGCAGCCCCGGGACUCAGC
This is a messenger RNA of Meleagris gallopavo (turkey), 1909 nucleotides long. The record is from RefSeq and is a predicted model, not a curated record. NCBI's taxonomy places the organism in Eukaryota, Metazoa, Chordata, Aves, Galliformes, Phasianidae.